CAACGCACCGGCCACAGGCGCAACUUUACACACAGACAGGAACGGAAACACCGGAAGAACCGGAGCAGAGCAGACCACAGCGGGUCCAGUUCAACCACUACCAGAACCGGAUCACAGCACACGGACAGAACAGAAUGAUGCUGCAGCACCCCGGUCCGUCAUUGGCUGACAUCAGUUGCUCCGCCCUCGUCCCCUGUCUGUCUCCUCCGGGCACGCUCACUCUGGACGACUUCACCAACUUCACGCCCAUGGUGAAGGAGGAGCUACGAUUGGCCAUCCAGUCCAAGAGGCUGGCCAACGGCCUCGGCACCGACGCCAGCUCUGACGGCGCCAGCUCCGGCGGCGACCAGGCCUCAGAGUGCCGCGCCCACGGGGGCGGGUCCAAAAGAGAGUUGACGACCGAAGAACACGAAAGGAGGAAGAGGAGGAGGGAGCGGAACAAGAUCGCAGCUGCGAAAUGUCGCAAUAAGAAGAAGGAGAAGACGGAAGGGUUACAGAAGGAGUCAGAGAAGCUGGAGAGCGUCAAUGCGGAGCUGAAGUCUCAGAUCUCGGAGCUGAAGCAGCAGAAGCAGCAGCUGGUCUACAUGCUCAACCUGCACAGACCCACCUGCAUUGUCCGAGCGCAGAACGGACAAACGCCCGAGGACGAGCGGAACCUGUUCAUCCAGCACAUCAAGGAGAGCGCCCUGCAGCUGCACGGCCUGGGCCCCGCCUCUGACCCCGCCCCCUCUGACACGCCCGCCACCACCGCCCAGGCCCUCCUCACCCUGGACCACGUCCACUGUCCCGGUCACCUAUGAGACACACCCCCCUCACUGUUCAAAGACUGUUUGCGAGGCCGGUGGCUCCGCCCACACGGACCUACAACCUGAGAAUGAAAGCGCCGACCGUCCACGAAGCUGCUAAACACGGCGUGUCCGCCACUGGCCCCGCCCCCCUCCCUGGAACCACGGACGGCACCUUUACACAGACUUCAGUUUUGUAGUUUUUUUUUUUCAACAGUCUGGGCCAAGGAGUCGCAAAAGCACGAAAAAACCAAACCGAACUCCAGCUGCGUUUUUUAAUUUAGUUGUACGAGUCAGAUCGGAACAAUUUAAAGGUGAACGAGGCACAAAUGGAACUGAUUCAAAUACCUGACUGUAAACGACUUCUACCACAGUAUAUGUACUCAGUAUCUACUGCAUCUGCUCGUCUGAACGUGUACUUUUACUGCUGCUACUUCCACUACUACUACUAUUACUACUAGUACUACUAGUACUGGUACUACUAACCUCUCAGGGCCUACACUGGCUGUAGACGUUGACUUUAUUGCCUCAUUUUUCUGCUCAAUAAUAAUGAAACUGUAGCAGCGGAGAAAGGAAACAUGUAGGUAAUCGUAUACGCAGAUGAUACUUCAUUUACUGUAUCAAAAAACUGUCCAAAAAAAGUAUAUUACUGUACAUAUUUAUUAACGUAUCACUGCACUUACUUCUUAAUUUUGACAGAGCUGGCGUUGCUUUGUGCAUUGAGUUAUUUGUGUUUUUUACGUGAAUCCAUGUGGGUUUUUUGUGUUUUUUUAUGCUACUAUUCGUAAGCACAUGAUGCCUCCGUCAGUCAUUGCAAAAAAACAAACAAACAAACCCAAAAUGACAGACUGUGUUGUAUUUUCAGUUGUAUUUCUUUCCGGUUGUCAGGUUGGGAGGUCGUGCUCACUAGAUAUCGUAGCUAGGUAUCGUCAUGUGUCGCAUCAGCUCC
Sphaeramia orbicularis (orbiculate cardinalfish) is the source of this 1734-nucleotide messenger RNA. RefSeq names its product activating transcription factor 3 (gene atf3). Gene Ontology annotation, cellular component: nucleus. The coding region runs from base 135 to 800 and encodes 221 amino acids. The record is from RefSeq and is a predicted model, not a curated record. Gene Ontology annotation, molecular function: RNA polymerase II cis-regulatory region sequence-specific DNA binding; DNA-binding transcription factor activity, RNA polymerase II-specific. Gene Ontology annotation, biological process: regulation of transcription by RNA polymerase II. The transcript has 4 exons. NCBI's taxonomy places the organism in Eukaryota, Metazoa, Chordata, Actinopteri, Kurtiformes, Apogonidae.